This is a messenger RNA of Arabidopsis thaliana (thale cress), 1207 nucleotides long. Its product is annotated as C2H2-like zinc finger protein. The record is from RefSeq and is marked reviewed. The transcript has 10 exons. Bases 55 to 870 code for a protein of 271 amino acids. NCBI's taxonomy places the organism in Eukaryota, Viridiplantae, Streptophyta, Magnoliopsida, Brassicales, Brassicaceae.
AAUUAGAAAUUUUGCAGAAAUCAAAUUUUGUCGCUAAAAUCCCCACACAGUUCGAUGGGAAGACUUUGGGAAUCACUGCCCGUGAUUCUUCUACUCUUAGUUCUUCUUCUUCAUCAAUCAGUCUCUCAGGGGUUUGAAGAAUCUGAAUCUACUAGAUUGGUUAACGAAGAAGUAGAAGUUAGUAAUGCUCCAGAAAUACAUUGUUCCCGAGAAAGAAGUCGAGCAGCUUGGCAGAUUAUACAAGAUUAUUUGACGCCAUUUGUGGAACGGGAAAGAUAUGAAAUUCCAAAAAAUUGUAGGCUGCAUCCUGAUAAUGAUUUAUACAGAGAUCAGGAACAUCAUAAGGUUCAUGUUGAUGUCUUCGAAUGGAAAUGUGGUUACUGCAAGAAAAGUUUCAAUGAUGAGAAAUUUCUUGACAAGCAUUUCAGUACUAGACAUUAUAAUCUUUUAAAUACGACUGAUACAAAGUGUUUAGCCGACCUGUGUGGUGCAUUGCAUUGUGACUUUGUAUUGAGCUCUAAGAAACCCAAGAGCAAGUGCAACCCUCCUGCUGUUGCCAAAAACCGUCAUCUCUGCGAGAGCGUUGCCAAUAGUUGUUUCCCAGUGAGUCAAGGUCCCUCAGCUAGUCGUCUUCAUGAACACUUUUUGCGCCAAUUCUGUGAUGCUCAUACCUGCACUGGAAAUGAUAAACCCUUUCCUAGAGGAGGCAAGAAGAAAUCGGGUGUCUUCUACCUCGCCAUUUCAAUAUUGACCUUGAUGCUACUCCCACUCUUUUAUCUUCUAGUCUUCUUACAUCAAAGAGAAAAGAGAAGCGGAACACAAGAUUUGCGUCGUAUUAUAAAAUCUGGAAAAAAAACAAAACCGUCAUAAGAUGGUAAGCUUCAAACUGCUCUUGAGAUACAGGAUGUUCAAAUCCGAUAUUGGUUUGGUGAAUCACAAAUCUUCCUCAUUACUUCUCCAUCUCAGACCUUUCCUCAUUUGGUGUUUCUCAAACCAGAGACUUAUGGAUUCCAAACGAGAGUAUUUCUAUGUGGUUAUGAAGCUAGUUGCUAUGGAUAUCAGAUGGAUUACAUAGACAAAUGAUUUUUCUGUAAGCUUGUAAAAACAGAUGAUUCCUUCCACAAAAUAGGAAUAGUGAUUAGAUUUUUCUCUGUAAUUUUAUCGAAUCUUCAUACAUAUCAAUGAUAACAUCAAGGUUGAAACACAA